Molecule: messenger RNA, 978 nt
Organism: Lodderomyces oxycetoniae
Lineage: Eukaryota; Fungi; Ascomycota; Pichiomycetes; Serinales; Debaryomycetaceae
Product: mitochondrial 37S ribosomal protein mS43
Exons: 1
Coding region: 1-978 (325 amino acids)
Biological process (GO): superoxide metabolic process
Molecular function (GO): superoxide dismutase activity; metal ion binding
Source: RefSeq, a predicted model, not a curated record
AUGUUACCCAAGAUUAGAGCUUUAACCUUUAAGCGUAACAUAUCGAGGUCAUUUGCUCUCCCGGUAAACCAAACACUAGAAAUCUUGAGGGCGACAAAUGCAAAUUUUGAAGGGUUGUUUUCACACAAGGCACUAUCUCAAUUAUGGUUCAAACAAGGUGAAUCGAUAGUACUAAACUUGAAUCAGCAUUUGAGUCAGACGUCGUCAUCAUUGACGCAAGAUAAGGACUACACUUUACAGGAACUUGUUUCCGUGACUAUUAAUAAACCCGACUUGUACAAUAUCCAUAAGAAUGCCGCCAAGUUGUACAAUUUGACCACUUUUUUUGAAAAUUUAAGACCAUUACAGAUAGGACCGGUUGAACUUGAUAGGCCUGGACCAGAAGCCAUGUUACAAACUCCAACCAACUCGUUUUUGAAUGUUCCAACAGAUGAAGGUUUUGUUGAUUGGCUUGAGGAUUCCUUUGGAUCCAUUACAGAGUUUAGAAAUUUAUUGAUCAAUACUGCCAAAGCUAUCAAAGGAGAUGGUACAGUUUGGCUCGUUGCAGAGAGUACGUUAAGUGAUAACUACCUCCAAAAAAAUAUCUCAUUAUAUAACCUGGCUCCAGCAUUUUCCAAUUUAUCCAUUGUCGCUACCUACAACGGAGGUGUUGUCAAUGAUUCUGAGCGGUCAGGACAGAUCAAAAGAAUGAAGUCGAUGUUUGAAAAAGAAGAGGAAGACAUGGAACCAACUCGUUCUAGUGAUGCUGAUAAUGAUGAUCUACAGCUAGGCACAACAGAGCAAGCAGAAUAUGAGACUGCAUACCUUAAUAAAAAGUUAGUUCCUGUUUUAGCCAUUGAUGCUUCACCGCGAAACUAUCUUGUUGAUUACGGAGUCUAUGGCAAGCAAAAAUAUUUAGAAAAUUGCUGGGAAUGUAUUGACUGGGACGUUGUAUUGAGAAGACUUCCUGAAAGGUCUAAGCAGGCUAUCACCAUGUAA